AUGCUCAAGAUGAUUCCAAUAAUCUGCCUGGCGAUGCUGCUUCCUGAAGUGGCUCACUCGGCUCAGGGUCACUAUGCCCACAAGCUUCUGAGUGAUUUGAUGGAGAAUUAUUCCAGCGCUCUGCGGCCUGUCGACGACACGGACCUAGCCCUCAACGUCACCUUACAGAUCACCCUCUCUCAGAUUAAAGACAUGGAUGAGAGGAACCAGGUGCUGAUUGCCUACCUGUGGAUCAGGCAGACGUGGCAUGAUGCCUACCUCAGGUGGGAUAAAGAAGACUAUGACGGGCUGGAGGUGAUUCACAUCCCCAGCAGCCUUGUGUGGAGGCCCGACCUCGUCCUCUAUAACAAAGCUGACGAUGACUUCUCAGGGCCAAUGGACACUAACGUGAGGCUACGCUACAAUGGCGAGAUAACCUGGGAUGCUCCUGCUAUCACCAAGAGCUCCUGUGUGGUCGACGUCUCCUACUUCCCCUUCGACAGCCAGGAAUGUAACCUGACGUUUGGGUCUUGGACCUACAAUGGCAACCAGGUAGACAUCAUUAUGGGCAUGGACAGUGGUGACCUGUCUGACUUUGUGGAAAAUGUGGAGUGGGAGUGCCACGGGAUGCCGGCCACCAAGAAUGUCAUCAUGUACGGCUGCUGCUCCGACCCGUAUCCAGACAUCACCUAUACGGUGCUCCUGCAGCGCCGCUCCUCCUUUUACAUCUUCAACCUCCUCCUCCCCUGCUUCCUCAUCUCCUUCUUGGCUCCUCUGGGUUUCUACCUGCCUGCAGACUCUGGGGAAAAGGUUUCCCUCGGAGUGACCGUUCUCCUGGCUCUCACUGUGUUCCAGCUGAUGGUAGCUGAGAGCAUGCCUCCAUCUGAGAGUGUGCCCCUGAUAGGGAAGUACUACAUUGCCACUAUGACCAUGGUCACAGCCUCCACAUCUCUCACCAUCUUCAUCAUGAACAUCCACUUCUGUGGUGCAGAGGCCAAACCAGUCCCUCACUGGGCAAAAGUUCUCAUCAUUGACUACAUGUCCAAGAUUUUCUUUGUUUACGAGGUGGGCGAGAACUGUGCCUCUGCGUCCUCCUCUUCCUCAUCUUCCAACUUCCCACAGGAUGAUAGCCGUCACCAGCACCACAACUCUCACGUCCAUGCAAAUGGUAAACCAGGGGGCCACAGUAGCCGACAGGAGUGGCAGGGUCGCAAAUACCAAAGACCUCAGACCCCCAAGCCGCAGCACCACCCCAGAGUAAAAGCCCAGCACCACAUCACCAGAGAGGAGCGGAGCCACUUGUCCAGCUUUGCACCUGGAAAAUACGAAGGCUCGAAUGGGAAAAUCCCGACAGGUGAAUGCUACAAGGAAGACCAGAAGGUCCCCUGUUACCCCGACGACCAAAAGCUUCCCUGCUGCCCCGAAGAUAAAAAGCUUCCACCUCAUGGCCCCACUGUUACCUUCGGCCCCUGUCUGUUCUGCAGCCAUGCUAGUGGCUUCCCCGGUGUGGACACCAAGCUGGUGCGCAAUGUUGAGUAUAUUGCCAACUGUUUCCGGGAGCAGAGGGCCACGUGCGCCAAAGGGGCGGAAUGGAAGAAGAUCGCUAAGGUGAUGGACAGAUUCUUCAUGUGGAUCUUCUUCGUCAUGGUCUUCCUCAUGAGCAUCCUCAUCAUUGGCAAGGCCCCAUGAAACUAGCUUUUUUUUUUUUUUUUAGAUAUUUGACUCAAUGAACUCUUUUUAGUCAAAUAAAAAAGGGACUAUUUAUUCUUUUUUAUAAACAUGUAGGUUGAGAGAUAUAUGGAUUUUGUAGCUUUUUCUUUAUUUAAGGGAUAGUUUGGAUUUUCUUGAGGUGGGGCUGUAUGAGGGACUUAUCUACAGUCAGUGUAUCACCUACAGUAGAAUGAUCGGCACGCCCUCAGUGUGGAGAUGUGUGCUGCUGUGAAUGGGGACAGCAGCAAAACAUAUUUUAGCCACCUAAAAAAAAUCAUUGUCAGUUGAAGUAUAUACUAUAUUUAUAAUAUAUUUCUACUGCUUUACCUUGCCAUCAGACAGCCAUUUCUGAUAGGAAACUGAAGCCGUUAUCUGUGCUCUCUUUAGUCAUAAGACUACUUUGACAAAAACAGUAAUUUUACCCUGCAGAACACAGGAGUUACUGGUCUGUUGCUGUCUUGAUCAGUUACUUAUUGGUGACUUUGGUGUUUGUAAGGGUUAGUUUGGAAUUACCAAAGUCACACAAACUAAA
Epinephelus lanceolatus (giant grouper) is the source of this 2221-nucleotide messenger RNA. RefSeq names its product neuronal acetylcholine receptor subunit alpha-9-II. Gene Ontology annotation, molecular function: acetylcholine-gated monoatomic cation-selective channel activity; transmembrane signaling receptor activity. Gene Ontology annotation, biological process: monoatomic ion transmembrane transport. The record is from RefSeq and is a predicted model, not a curated record. NCBI's taxonomy places the organism in Eukaryota, Metazoa, Chordata, Actinopteri, Perciformes, Serranidae. Gene Ontology annotation, cellular component: postsynaptic membrane.